This is a messenger RNA of Vicia faba (fava bean), 3447 nucleotides long. NCBI's taxonomy places the organism in Eukaryota, Viridiplantae, Streptophyta, Magnoliopsida, Fabales, Fabaceae. The record is from the annotation of a GenBank genome assembly.
AUGGUUGAGAAAAUGAUGCUUUUAGAAAUGGCAUGUCUUGUUUUGUGCCUUUGCAUGUUUGUAAAUGGCACACACCAUAUUGAAGGCAGUGAGGCAGAUGCUCUAUUGAAGUGGAAAGCAAGCCUUGACAACCAAAACAAGACUCUGCUCGCUUCGUGGACUGGUAAUAACCCAUGUCGUUGGGAAGGAAUUGAAUGUCAUCAUGACUCUAAAUCCAUCUCUAAGGUAAAUCUCACCAAUAUUGGACUAAAAGGUACGCUUCACACUCUCAAUUUCUCAUCACUUCAAAAACUCCAUGGUUUAGUUUUAAAAAACAACUUGUUCUAUGGUGUUGUUCCACACCUUAUUGGGGUAAUGUCCAACCUAGACACUCUUGAUUUUUCACAAAACAAUUUCCAUGGUAGUAUUCCCAACACUGUUGGUAAUCUCUCCAGACUCUCCUUUCUUGAUUUCAGUUCCAAUAAUCUCACUGACACAAUUCCAAGUGAGAUAACCCAUUUGGUUGGUCUUUAUACACUUUCAAUGAGUCACAAUUCUUUUCUUAGUGGUUAUCUUCCUCGAGAAAUCGGUAGACUGAGGAAUUUGACACUGCUUGAUAUUUCUUUUUGCAAUCUCAUAGGGACUAUUCCAAUCUCGAUAGAAAAGAUAACCAACAUGUCACACCUUGACUUUGCAAAAAACAGCCUUUCUGGAAACAUUCCUCAUGGGAUUUGGAAAAUGGACUUAAAGUAUUUGUCACUUCAAAAUAAUAACUUCAAUGAUUCCAUCUCACAAAAUAUUUUCAAGUCACGGAACCUAGAGUUUCUUCAUCUUCAAGAAAGUGGCCUUUACGGUUUCAUGCCUAAGGAGUUUGGGAUGUUGGGUAACUUAAUAGAUCUUGAUAUUAGUCACUGCAAUCUCACAGGGUCUAUCUCUAUUUCUAUAGGAAAAUUGACCAAUAUAUCAAGUCUCUUGUUAAAUAACAACCAACUUUUUGGCCAAAUUCCUCGUGAAAUUGGAAAUUUGGCUAAGCUCAAGAAUCUUUUUCUUGAACAUAAUAGUCUUUCUGGCUCUAUUCCUCGUGAAAUAGGGUUUCUAAAACAACUUGACCUUCUUGAUUUGUCUACGAAUGUUCUCUCUGGCACAAUCCCUUCAUCAAUUGGAAACUUGAGCAAUUUACAAUUUCUGUACCUUUAUGCAAACCAUAUCAUUGGAAGCAUUCCUAGUGAAAUUGGAAACCUCAAUUCCCUCACCACAAUACAAGUGGACGGAAACGGUCUUUCUGGACCAAUCCCAUCUUCCAUUGGUAACUUGGUCAAUUUGGAUAGUAUUUAUCUUCCAGAAAAUAAACUUUCUGGACCAAUUCCUUCCACCAUCGGAAAUUUAACAAAACUAACUAUAUUAUCUCUUUUCUCAAAUGCUCUCACUGGGAAUAUUCCAACCGAAAUGAAUAGGGUCACUGAUUUGACAAGCCUUCAAUUAUCUAAGAAUAAUUUCAUUGGUCAUUUACCUCACAAUAUUUGUGCUGGUGGAAAGUUAACACAGUUCACUGCUGCAGCUAACAAAUUCACAGGUUUGGUUCCAAAGAGUUUGAAGAAUUGCUCAAGUUUAAAGAGAGUGAGACUUGAACAAAACCAACUGACCGGAAAUAUAUCAGAUAGCUUUGGUGUAUAUCCAAAUCUGGACUACAUAGAAUUGAGUGAUAAUAAAUUUUAUGGUAAUCUUUCUCCAAAUUGGGGAGAAUGCAAGAAUCUCACAAGCCUUAAAAUCUCUAACAAUAAUUUAACAGGAACCAUACCACCAGAAUUGGGUGAUGCAGUUAAUUUAGGUGAACUUAACUUGUCUUCAAACCAUCUUACUGGAAAAAUUCCAAAGGAGCUAGGGAACUUAUCUUUUUUGUACAAACUCUCGAUAAGUAACAAUCAUCUUUCGGGAGAAGUUCCUGUACAAAUUGCAUCAUUGCGUGAACUAACUUCCUUGGAGCUUGCAACAAAUAAUUUAAGUGGCUUCAUCCCUGAAAAACUUGGAAGGUUGUCAGCAUUAUUGCAGUUGAAUUUGAGUCACAAUAAAUUUGAAGGAAACAUUCCUGAUGAUUUUGGCCAAUUGAAAGUUAUUGAACAACUUGAUCUAAGCAAGAAUUUUUUAAAUGGAACCAUACCAUCGAUGCUGGGACAAUUAAAUUCUUUAGAAACAUUGAAUCUCUCACACAAUAAUCUUUCUGGUACCAUUCCCUUGAGCUAUGGUGACAUGUUAAGCUUGACAAAUGUUGAUAUAUCAUACAAUCAAUUGGAGGGUCCAGUUCCAAACAUUCCAGCCUUCCAAAAUGCCUCAUUUAACCAACUCAGAAAUAACAAAGGCUUGUGUGGUAAUGUCUCUGGCCUUAAGCCUUGCUCAACAUCAGGUGGAAACUAUCAUAGUCAUAAGAAUAACAGAGUCUUGGUGCUUGUUUUACCCCUAACUCUAGGCACAUUAUUGUCAGCAUCAUUUGUUUUUUGGAUCUCAUAUCAUCUAUAUCAAAUUUCAAGAAAAAAAGAUUUAAAGGCUCCUGAAGAAUCAGACAAUGUAAAUCUUUUUUCUAUAUGGAGUUUUGAUGGGAAAAUGGUGUAUGAGAAUAUUAUUGAAGCCACAGAAGAGUUUGACAACAAGCAUCUCAUUGGAGUUGGAGGGCAUGGAAGUGUUUACAGAGCUGAAUUGCCCACAGGUCAAGUUGUUGCUGUGAAAAAAAUCCAUUCAUUACAAAAUGAAGAAAUGUCCAAUCUGAAAGCUUUUGAGAGUGAGAUUCGUGCUUUGACAGAGAUUCGACAUCGGAACAUUGUGAAGUUAUAUGGGUUUUGUUCACAUUCACUACACUCAUUUUUGGUUUAUGAAUUCUUGGAAAAGGGUAGCAUGGACAACAUUUUGAAGGAGAAUGAAACAUCUGGUGAAUUUGAUUGGAAGAGGAGGGUGAAUGUCAUUAAAGAUGUUGCAAAUGCUUUAUCUUAUAUGCAUCAUGAUUGCACACCUCCCAUUGUUCAUCGUGAUAUAUCCAGCAAGAAUGUUAUUUUGAAUUUGGAAUAUGUCGCUCAUGUUUCGGACUUCGGAACAUCUAAGUUUCUAAAUCCCAAUUCAUCCAAUAUGACUUCUUUUGCAGGAACGUUUGGAUAUGCAGCUCCAGAGCUAGCAUACACAAUGGAAGUAAAUGAAAAAUGUGAUGUGUAUAGUUUUGGAAUAUUAACUUUAGAGAUACUUUUUGGGAAGCAUCCGGGAGAUAUUGUAACUUGUUUGUGGCAACAAUCUUCAGAAAGUGUUAUGGACCUCACACUUGAUACUUUUCCAUGGAUGGAGAAGUUGGACCAGCGUCUCCCAUAUCCCAUAAACAAUGUUCAAAAGGACGUGAGUUUGAUGAUAAGGAUAGCAAUUUCAUGUUUAACCGAAAGUCCAAGAUCUCGCCCUACCAUGGAGCAGGUCUGCAAAAAGCUUGUAAUGUAA